Molecule: messenger RNA, 1225 nt
Organism: Megalobrama amblycephala (Wuchang bream)
Lineage: Eukaryota; Metazoa; Chordata; Actinopteri; Cypriniformes; Xenocyprididae
Gene: polr2h
Product: RNA polymerase II, I and III subunit H
Exons: 6
Coding region: 225-677 (150 amino acids)
Biological process (GO): DNA-templated transcription
Cellular component (GO): RNA polymerase I complex; RNA polymerase III complex; RNA polymerase II, core complex
Molecular function (GO): DNA-directed RNA polymerase activity
Source: RefSeq, a predicted model, not a curated record
AGUGAAUUCGUGCCAUGAACCGGAUGUAGUAGUAAAUCACGUGGCCGGAGGUGAAGCACAUUGUUUCGCGGCAUGUUUCAUAUUUUUGUUGAAUGAGAAGAAAGUUGUUUAUUUAUACAGUUGUUCUCUCCAAUUUUUAACUGGAACGAUCUUACGCACACUAAAUCGGGAGAAAGGUAAAUACAUCGCCAAAUUGAGGGGUUUUUCCAUUGAGAGUUGCGCAGAUGGCUGGGAUUCUGUUUGAGGACAUUUUUGAUGUGAAGGAUAUUGAUCCAGAUGGAAAAAAGUUUGACAGAGUAUCUCGUCUUCACUGUGAAAGUGAGUCUUUCAAAAUGGACCUGAUCCUUGAUGUGAACAUUCAGAUUUAUCCUGUUGAUCUCGGUGACAAGUUCAGAUUGGUGAUUGCUAGCACACUGUAUGAGGAUGGAACGCCGGAUGACGGCGAAUACAACCCUCAAGAUGACAGACCGUCUAGGGCCGAUCAGUUUGAUUAUGUCAUGUAUGGAAAGGUUUAUAGGAUUGAAGGAGAUGAAACCUCAACAGAAGCAGCCACACGACUAUCUGCGUACGUGUCUUAUGGAGGCCUGCUGAUGCGACUUCAGGGAGAUGCCAAUAACUUGCAUGGAUUUGAAGUGGACUCCAGGGUUUAUCUACUGAUGAAGAAACUUGCUUUCUGAAGGGUUUUUGGAUUGUAUUUCCUGUCCUGCGGAGCUUCUCACUUUUGAGGACUGAGGACUUUUGUUUUAAACUAAUUCUUUUGAUGAGAAAUUGAUAUUACUGAUAAUAUCUGGAAACUGUGGCCCGUGGUAAAUUGCUGAGAACUAUUUGAUUAUAUAUUGAAAACAUUUGAUGAGAUGUUUUCUCAUUGCAUGUACACUACGUUGGCCAAACGUUUUAAUACAGUCCUUGUUGAAUUACAUUAAUGCCAUCAGACACAUGUAACAUUUUGUACAUUCAUUUUCUUUUAAACUGUUAUCAGUAAAUGAGAAAUUGUGUUUCUUAAGUCUAAAAAACUGCAUCCUGAGCCUUGAGAAUUUAAGUGACGGCAAAAAUGAUGUCCCAACUCGGAUAGAAAUGCAGUUUAAUCUAAUUUAAAGGAAAUAAAAGCGUCAGUGUGCGGCUGCGAGCGACACAGUUUACUGUGAGAGGGCCAUAAUGGAAAUCAUAUGACAAGUUUGCAGUCAAAUGAGGGGCUGAAUAAAUAUUUAACCCUUGGUUAUCUUUA